Messenger RNA from Cylindrotheca closterium, 834 nucleotides. The record is from the annotation of a GenBank genome assembly. NCBI's taxonomy places the organism in Eukaryota, Bacillariophyta, Bacillariophyceae, Bacillariales, Bacillariaceae.
AUGCCACCUUCCAUCCCAAAGCCAAUCGUCAUAUACGCCAUUAAUGGCAGUCAAUUCGUCUUCAAGGCAUUGGCUGCACUUCAAUCUCGUGAUGUUCCUCAUUACGUCACCUUUGUUCCACUUGGACGAGAAGCUCGAGAGAAGGUCCUUCCCGGUGGUGGAUUCCUGGUACCCCAAAUGAAAGUCGGAGAUGGAGAAAAUCCUACGGUAGUUACCGAUUCAGAAGAUAUUCUUCAUUGGAUUGAUGACAAUGUCGAAAAUGCUGGACUCUACCCCAACGAGAAGGCCAAGGAACUAUCCGAACGAGCCAGUGAUCAUACCUUGGCUGCCAUGGUCUGGUACUACAACAAUGUGGAUCCCACGGGAUACAGCAAGAGCAUCCAACCAUCCAUUCGAAAUGCAGUUAUGCCCUGGUUCGUUCCGUCUUUUAUUGGGAAUGGUAUCGUUACGAUGCUCACAAGGUCAAUGAAUGCAGAGAAACGAGAAGCCAUUGUCAAGGCAAUACCAGACAUUGAUGUAUCCACUUUGGACGAUGAGCCAGCCAUGCGCAAGAGAAUGAUUGCCGAAUUGGUGUACUUUCAGCAACAGUUGGAAACUCCACAUCAAAAGUACUUGCUACCGGACACGGACCGACCGACGGCCGCUGACAUUUCCGUCUACGCACAAGUGGCCCGACUACUCGCAGGUGGUACCAAUGAUUCGGAAGUCUUACCUUGCUGUCCCGAGCUAAGAGACGAAAGCGCAUUGCAACGCUUGUGGGAAUGGUACGAUCUGAUGAAGACGGAGUGCCAUGUAGAAUUCAAGGGAAAGCGGGCACCACAAUCCAUGUUGUAG